AUGACUUCAUUUGGCGCUAACACUGCGGCGUACGCUGCUCCCCCCACCCCCAAUUACGACACCAUCUCGCGUAUCUGUGCCGCAUACAUUAACCACCUCUUCGGCUCCGCGCGGUACCCCUUCCCAUCCACGCGCUCCAUCUGGCAAACCCGCCUGCCCUCCUAUAUCAAAGCUGCCCUCCAAUUCUCCCAGCUCGACGUCUCUAUCGUCGUUGCUGCUAUGACCCUCCUCGGGCAGUACAAAGACGCCGUACCCGCGAGCGUCGCGUACUACGACGACGCGUACCGGCUAUUCAUGUCUGCGUACCUCGUCGCUGCGAAGGUCUCGUGCGACAACCCGCGCACGCUCCGCUGGUGGCGAGUCGUUGGCCGGGGCAAGUUCGACAAGGACGAGCUGGUGAAGAUGGAGAUGGAGCUCUGCCGCGUGCUGAAGUGGGACGUGCAGGUCGACGAGGCGAAGUUCCGGUAUUUCCAGUGCAUCAUCGAGCACUAUGCUGGCCCGAUAACGAGCGAGGCGAUGGGGAUCGCUUCGAAUAUCUACGCGGAGCCUGGGAGGGUGGUGUAUGACUCGCCGCCUCCACUUUACCAGGACUCAGGGAGAGACCUGCGGAUGGUUGAAGUGGUGGCGAUGUCUCCUCUCGGGUCGUUCGUUGGAUUGGACGAGGAUGACGAGGCAUUAUUGGAGGAAUUGAUGGAGUCGCCGACCUUUCGCCCUCUGUCUUUGGAACGCGCACGCCCCUUGCCCACCCCCGAUUCUGAUGUUGCUCGCCCCAGGCGUUCGCUCAGGCGCAGAGUACUCAACAUAAUUCUUAACAACACCCGUGUUUCAUGA
This is a messenger RNA of Cyclocybe aegerita, 831 nucleotides long. Lineage: Eukaryota; Fungi; Basidiomycota; Agaricomycetes; Agaricales; Hemipholiotaceae. The record is from the annotation of a GenBank genome assembly.